AUGAACUUGUCAGUCACAUUCAGCAAUGGAACGACUUCUUUCAAUGAAGGAUUUUAUCUGACUGCCUUCCAAACUUUGCCAACCAAAAACUACCUCAUUUUGGGCUUGGCGAUCAUCUACAUCAUCACCUUGCUGGGUAAUCUUGUUCUGCUCUCUGUCGUCCUCAUGAACUCCAGCUUACAGAACCCCAAGUAUCUUGCUGUGUGUAAUCUAGCCGUCGUCGACAUUUCAAUCAAUAGUGUUAUUAUUCCUCAAAUGGUGCCUGUUUUUGCGUUCAAUCAGAACUAUAUUUCAUUUGGUGCCUGUUUUUCUCAAAUGUUCUUCAUGCAUUUUUUUGGUGACAUGGAGUCUUUCUCUCUUGCUCUUCUGGCGUAUGAUCGUCUGAUUGCCAUCUGCUGGCCUCUGCGUUACUCUACCAUAAACACCAACCUGAGGAUGCUGCUCAUCAUAGCCACGAUCUGGAUUCUAGUUACUCUGCUGGAUAUUUUCCCAGUCAUUUUUGCCUCUAGGCUUCCUUACUGUAGCUCCAGAGCAGUACAGAGCUGUUGUUGUGAACAUAGCCCAGUCUACAGGCUGGCUUGUACAGACACGUCUUAUAACCGACAACUAGGAACAGCUAAGACGAUGAUAGUCUUGCUGGGCCCUUUGGUUUUUAUUGUUUUCACAUAUGUGAUUGUAGUGAUUGCUGUGAUGAGGAUUGCCUCUGUAACCCAGCGCUGGAAGGCCUUGCACACCUGUCUCACUCACAUGAUGCUGGUCAUGCUGUAUUACAUGCCAGAUUAUAGCAUAUGUACUAGGGAACUUGCGAUUAGUUCAGAAUGUUGAUCUUUUAACAGCAAUACUGACGUUUCUGUUACCGUUCCAGCAAUGUUGAACCCCAUCAUCUACAGCUUAAAGACUGAUGAACUCAAAGACAGGAUGGUCAAACUUUUUAGAAAAUCAAAAGUGGCACAACAGAUCAUUAAAAAUGAGAUCAAUGCUUUACAACAAUAA
This is a messenger RNA of Danio aesculapii, 993 nucleotides long. It is a transcript of the gene or40a1, whose product is annotated as odorant receptor, family 40, subfamily A, member 1. Gene Ontology annotation, cellular component: membrane. Gene Ontology annotation, molecular function: olfactory receptor activity; G protein-coupled receptor activity. Gene Ontology annotation, biological process: G protein-coupled receptor signaling pathway. The record is from RefSeq and is a predicted model, not a curated record. Lineage: Eukaryota; Metazoa; Chordata; Actinopteri; Cypriniformes; Danionidae.